UUUGCUAGUACUACUGAGUAUUGCGAUCCGUUUGAUCUAGUUCACAUGGAUCUCUGGGGUCCGUCUUCGAUCACAUCUCGUUUGGGGUUCCGGUAUUUCGCUCUCUUUAUCCAUCAUGUCACGCGGUACACUUGGGUCUAUUUUUUUUACGCAAGAAGUCUGGUCUUUUGUCUGCUGCCCGGGAAUUUCUUUAGAUGAUUCGCACUCAAUUUGGUAAGCAGGUUAAGAUUAUUCUUUCUGACCCCAGAGGUGAGUUUACCUUGAACCCAUUACAAGAGCUUUUCCGGGAACAGGGUACUCUCGCGUAGCAAUCAUGUCUCGGUGUUUCGCAACAAAAUGGUCUGGUGGAAUGCAAACAUAGGCAUGUUCUGGAAUUAGUUCAUGCUAUUCUGUUCCACUCACAGAUUCCUUCUCGAUUAUGGGUCGAAAUUGUUCACACAGUGGUUUAUUUGGUCAAUUGUCAGAUAAUGCCGAUCUUUAAAUUAAGCAGUCCAUAGCAGGCCUUAUAUUUGAAGCUUCCUAACUACAAGUGGCUUCGGGUGUUUGGCUGUGUUUGCUAGGUCCUUCUUCCAGUGCGGGAACGUACCAAGCUCACUUCUAAAGCCGCCAAGUGUGUAUUAGUGGGGUACAACGAGAAACAUAAAGGCUAUGUGUGUUACAAUAUUGCGCAUCUGCGGAUUCGUAUUUCGUGUCAUGUGGUGUUUUUGGAGCAUUUAUUCCAUUAUGGGUCCUCACUGAGACGAGAUGAUCAUGAUUUGGAUUUUCUUCUUACCUUGCCGUCUUUCCCAGAAGAAGCUCCGACUCAAGGUAUCGACGCUGGGGAUGACUUCGAGGAUGGGCCGCAUUCCCCUCCCUCAUGAUCGUUCACGUCUAGUUCUGAAGCUUACAACUCUUCUGCGUCUUCCCACUCCUCCUUUACUUUGAGUUCUACUAGGUCAUCCUCUUCGCACUCGUGCCAUAAAGGGGCAGCCUCCGGCUCGGCAUGCGGAUUUCUUGGCUUAUUCUGCCCAGUCAGUUUUUGUUCGGGCCACUCACAAACAAGCUAAAGGACUCAACCAAUGGGAAAGAGCCAUGGAUGACGAGAAGGACGCACUCGAGCAUUGGACCGUCUCCCUGAGUAUUCUGUUAUUGGGAACAAGUGGGUCUAUACCCUUAAACUUUUGGCCGACGGUUCCAUUGAACGCCAUAGGGCGCUUGGUGGCACAGGGAUUCAAACAUGCAUUCGACAUAGAUUAUGACGAGACUUUCGCUCCUGUGGCAAAGAUGCAUACUGUUUGGAGCUUGCUUGCGGUUGCUUCCUUAAAAGGUUGGCCGUUACUGCAGUUGGAUGUUAAAAAUGCCUUUCUGCAUGGCGUGUUGGAAGAAACCAUCUACAUGGAGCGUCCACAAGGUUAUACGAAGGGCGAUCCUUCUCAGGUAUGCCGUCUUCGUUGCUCUUUAUAUGGUCUCAAACAGGCACCUCGUGCCUAGUUGGAGAAGUUUCAGUCUACGGUUAUUCAGGCAGGUUUGGUCCAGAGUGAGAAUGAUUCCUCCUUAUUUCUUCGGCGCAUUGAACGGGGUCUUACCGUUCUUCUCAUUUACUUGGUCUUGAAGUUGAACAACGUCCAGAGGGCUUGCUGGUGGGCAAACAGAAGUAUAUUAUUGAUCUAUUGAACAACGUCCAGAGGGCUUGCUGGUGGGCCAACAGAAGUAUAUUAUUCCUCCUUAUUUCUGCGGCGCAUUGAACGGGGUCUUACCAUUCUUCCCUGUUCCACUCCUAAAGAGUAGAAUCUCCGCCUUCUACAAUAUGAUGGGGAGUUUCUUCCUAAUGGCUCUCACUAUCGCAGUAUUGUGGGCAACCUGUUAUAUUAAGUUUACACCAGACCUGAUAUCUCUUAUGCAGUUCAGGUGGUGAACCAAUUCAUGACGGCCCCGCACACCCAUCACCUCACUGCUGUUCACCAUAUUCUGUGGUAUCUUAAGGGGACUCAUGACGUUGGUCUUUUCUUUCCCUCAGUCGACUCUCUUACUAUUGAAGCGUAUGCUGACGCUGAUUAUGAUGGUUGUCUUGACACUCGUCGUUUCACAUAAGGUUGGUGCAUUAAGUUCGGUUCUUCUUUUGUUUCAUGGCGCUGCAAGAAGCAAGAGAGGGUUGCGAAGUCCUCCACAGAGGCCGAGUAUCGUUCCAUGUCCGAAGUCGCCUCCGAGUUUGUAUGGCUGCGCAGGCUGCUGGCCGAUUUUGGUGUUGAAUGUAAGGUGUCGAUGCGUCUCUUUGCCAAUAAUACUAGUGUCAUACGGAUAGCGACGAAUAUGGUACUUCAUGACAGCACCAAACACAUUGAAGUUCAUGUCCACUAUAUUCGGCAGUUGGUAGCAAAAGGUCUCAUUACACUCUCCUACAUCACAUCGGAAGAUCAGACAAAGGAUUUACUAACCAAAGCUGUCUCCAAGGCUCGACAUUGGUAUCUGGCUCACAAAUUGAUGUUGCGACAACACCAUCAAUUUGAGGGAGGGUGUUGAUGUUGGUAUAUGUAUUUAGUAAUUAACCCAUUCAUCAGGACUUUUUCCAGAAAUACCACUGUUUAAAAAAAGAAUUCCAAAAAUACCACCUAACCCCAAAAAAUUCCAAAAAUACCACCAUUAUUCAAAAACCGCCACCCCACCCUGCGGCUUACAUGAAAACCGCUGGGCGGGGGUGCGGUUUUCUAUGCAAACCGCUGGGCUAAGGGGAGGUUAUAAAAACCUAUAAAAACUGGGUGGGGCGGCAGUUUUGGGCCAAACCGCCACCCCACCCAGCGGUUUGGUCCUUUUUUUUUAUCAACUCCUAACUUCGGCCGAAACUUCAAACGAACGUAACUUUGCACUCGUUAUCUGAUCAUAGCGAUUUCUUUUUUGAAUCCUAAUAACAUUUCGAGAUCUACAACUUUUACUAGGAUGAAAAUUUCAAAACAGGAAUUAGUUGUGGAUAUACGGGACCUUGGGAAUAACUUUACCUUUACUUUUCACAAAUCCCUGUACAUUUUGAAAUUAUGAUUAUCUUAAAAUUUGUAGAUCUUGAAAAGUUAUGCGGAAUAAAAAAAAUUCAUGACGUUCGGAUUUUGGAGCACAAAGUUAAGGCCGCCCAAAGUUUGACGAAAUAAAAAAAAGGCUCGUUCGGGGUAGCAAAUGACCUUUUUUUCGAGACGAAGGCGGGACCAAACCACCUAUGCCUGUUUGCGGCUUGCAAGAUCUCGAAAAGUUAUGCGAAAUGAAAAAAAAUUGCUACG
This is a messenger RNA of Linum trigynum, 3245 nucleotides long. The record is from the annotation of a GenBank genome assembly. NCBI's taxonomy places the organism in Eukaryota, Viridiplantae, Streptophyta, Magnoliopsida, Malpighiales, Linaceae.